GGAGGAAAUGUGAAUACUUCAUAUUACGGAAGCAGCUGGUUUUAAGGCGGGUGCAGUCUUAAUUGACGGAAUUAGGAUGGUAUUUUCAGGGUGGGGAUGUGAUUAUAGUAGGAUCCUAAUGGGUCAGGCGGUAAACAGUACAGAGCGUGAGAAAUUAAAGGAUUAUUCCCGGGCAGGCUAUCCGGGAUGUUUACACCGCAGUUGCACUAAAGAAAGCAGAGAACAAUGAGGCUCGCCUGCUGCCUCUUUGUGAUCGAUGAUCGUCGGCGGGGUCCUUUCACUCGGUCUUGCUGUAUUCUAAUCUUGUAGGAAGAGAAUGACUCAUUGGUUUCAUCGAAACCCUUUAAAGGCUACAGCUCCUGUCCCAUUCAAUUACUAUGGAGUGGCCACAACUCCGGCUGCAACAAAAAUCUGCAAUGAUUUAAGGUUAUCAAGAGCACGACUCCUGGAACUUUUUACUGAUUUGAGUUGUAAUCCGGAUAUGAUGAAAAAUGCAACUGAUUCCUAUUUUUCACUCUUGGAAGGCUUUAUAGUUGCGCUGGAUAACUCUUCACAGGAUAGCAAACUGAGAUACAUUCAGAAUUUUAAAUGGACAGACACGUUGCAAGGACAAGUACCAAGUGCCCAGCAAGAUGCUGUGUUUGAAUUAGUUUCUAUGGGAUUUAAUGUGGCCUUGUGGUAUACUAAAUAUGCAUCAAGAUUAGCUGGGAAAGAAGACAUAACAGAAGAUGAAGCAAAAGAUGUCCAUCGAAGUAUGAAAAUAGCAGCUGGGAUUUUCAAACAUUUAAAGGAAAGCCAUAUCCCUAAAUUGAUCACUCCUGUAGAAAAGGGAAGAGAUUUAGAAGCUCGACUAAUAGAUUCCUAUAUUAUCCAAUGUCAAGCUGAAGCACAAGAAGUGACAAUUGCCCGGGCUAUUGAGCUGAAACACAAUCCUGGUCUAAUAGCUGCUCUGGCUUAUGAAACAGCCAGUUUCUACCAAAGAGCAGAUCAAAUGUUAUCUAGUCUGGAUCCAGCAUAUUCAAUGAAGUGGCGAAAAUACCUUCAGUUGAAGUCAUGUUUCUAUAUGGCUUAUGCCUAUUGCUAUCAUGGUCAGACCCUCUUGGCCAGUGAUAAAUGUGGAGAAUCUAUUAGGUCUCUACAAGAAGCAGAAAAAUUUUAUGCCAAGGCAGAAAUAUUGUGCAAAGAAUAUGGGGAAACCAAAGGGCCAGGGACUACAGCAAAGCCUUCUGGACAUCUCUUCUUUAGGAAAUUAGGAACUCUGGUGAAAAAUACCUUAGAAAAAUCUCAGCGAGAAAAUGGAUUCAUUUACUUCCAAAAGAUUCCUCCAGAGGCUCCCCAGCUUGAGCUGAAAGCAAACUAUGGUCUAGUUGAGCCUAUUGCUUUUGAAUUUCCGGCUGUGCAUGCCCAGUGGUCCCCAGAAAGCCUUGCCGCAUUUGAUCUCACCAAAAGGCCAAAGGAGGACAGUGCUAAACCAAAGCCAGAGGAAGAAGUGAAACCUCUGAAAGAACCAGAUAUAAAGCCUCAAAAAGACACCGGGUGCCAGAUCUCAUAAGAUCCUCAAAUGCGAUGAAAUACUCCUUGUGAACUGCCUUCUGUAAACGUUAGGGUUAUUAUUGCCUAUCCUCUGUGCUGGUUCUUCUGGCUGCCUUUACUGUAAAAACAAAUGCACUCCUUUUCAACUUGUGUAUAUAUUUCUUUCAUUGGCUGGGUUGAAUGGCUUUGUU
Python bivittatus (Burmese python) is the source of this 1724-nucleotide messenger RNA. RefSeq names its product BRO1 domain and CAAX motif containing (gene BROX). The record is from RefSeq and is a predicted model, not a curated record. Lineage: Eukaryota; Metazoa; Chordata; Lepidosauria; Squamata; Pythonidae.